AUGUUUGACGUCAGUUCACUAAUACAUCUUGGAAAUAACAACUCAAUAAAAAAAUGUAUUACAGGUGAACUGUACAUGUAUAUAUCAAAAAAAAAAAAAGUCAAGGAACAUUAUCCUUUCACAUAUCUCCAAAAAAAUAUCACAACGAAAGAAAAUGAUGAUUAUUAUGCAAGUUUAGAAGUUUCAUGUAAAGGAAAUUUUAAAUGGAUAAAAUGCAUUUGUUUUAUUAAAGCAAAUUUUUUUUAUGUGUAUAAAUCAAAGGGGGACUACAGACCGUAUGUUGUCUUCUUGUUAGAGGGUAGUCAAGUACAAACUAUCAAUUAUCAUUUAGCAUUGAAAAAUAAAGUGAUUGAAGAUAUAGGUGAUAUUAAUUUAGGACAGAAUGAAGAUAUUAUACAAAUAAAAACUUGUCCGUAUAUUGAAGAUAACAUUUAUACAUUUUAUCAAAGUGAUAAAGGGCUUUUAAAAAAAUGGGUAAAGACUUUGAAUAAUUCAAAUUUUACAACAAUAAAUAACAACAUAAAAAUUUUAAUAGAAGAAAAUGAAGACAUAAAAAGUAAUGCAGAUAAUGUCAAAAAACUUAAAGAUAUUGAAAUAAAAAAUAGGGAUAUCGAAAUAGCUACCUUGAAUGAGAGAAUAAGAUCCUUGAAGGUGGACGUAGAAAAUAUAAGGACGAAAAAUAAGCGCCUGCAAAUAGCAGCUGAUGUGAACAUCAAAAGUGCAGAUGAAUUUUUGCAGAAAAAAAUAACAGAAAUUGAGUUUAUACAUAACGAAAUGGGCUUAAAAAUUGAAGAAAAUAAGGAACUUAAGGAGAGAAUAAAAAACUUGACAAAUGAAUCUGAAAAGAAGAUAAAACUAAUGAAUGACUUAAAAAUGGAAAAUAGCGUACUAGAAAAAAAAAUAAAAGAUAUAAUGAUAACAUAUGAAGAAGCUUGUACAGAACCAGAGAAAAUAACAUUAAUUAAUUUUAACACAAAUAAAAGAUAUCAAAAGAUAGUAUUAAAUAAUAAAAAUUUAAAAGAGGAAAUAAACAAAAUGAAUGAACGUUUUUAUGAACUAGAAGAUAGAUAUAAGGAAAAAAUAAAAACAAUAAAAGAAAUUGUUGAAAUUGGAGAUAUAUUUGAUUAUUUACAUAAAUUAAUUAUUUUAUGUCAGACAAAAAUAAAAUUUUAUGAACAGUGUUAUAAAUAUAAUGAAGAAGAACAGAAGGAAUUAAUAAGCUCACUUGAAUAUAUGAUAAAAGAAACAAAAUUAUCUGAAACAAAUGCAAGGGUAUGUUAUAUAACACAUAGAUCAAAAAUAUUAGAAGAGAGAUUACAGUAUUAUACAAAACAUAAAUUGCCAUCUGACUACUUUUAUUUUGCAUGUACAACCUUAAGGAGAUUAGGUUGGGUAUUUGGUGAAAUAGAAGCAUUAACACCUCUUCAGAUAGAUAAGAAUGAAGUUUAUCCUUUAUAUUCUUAUAUAGACGAUAUGAAUGUAAUACCAAUGCGUGAGCAAAUUUAUUUUAAUGAAGGUAUUGAAGGAAGAUCGAAUUUCCAAAUAGUAAAUGAUGUGGAUAUUUAUUCCAUGCCUAUUAAAAUGUGUCCAUAUGAACAAAAAAUUUUAAGUGAUAAUAAAUAUGAUUACAUAAAAAUUAAAUUAAAUGAUUUAAAAAAUGAUUUUAAUAUUCUUAAAAAAAAAACAAAGCCUCAAAAUAGUUGUAUGAUAUCCGAUUUACAAUGGUCGGAAAUUAAAAAAAAUGCGUACGACAGAUUAGAAAAAAAUAUGAUCAUUCUGAACAGGCAAAUUUCCGAGCAAAAAUCCAAGUUCUAA
Molecule: messenger RNA, 1815 nt
Organism: Plasmodium malariae
Lineage: Eukaryota; Apicomplexa; Aconoidasida; Haemosporida; Plasmodiidae
Product: conserved Plasmodium protein, unknown function
Exons: 4
Coding region: 1-1815 (604 amino acids)
Source: RefSeq, a predicted model, not a curated record